CAACACCAAGUCCUUCUGUUAACAUGGCAAAACGCAGUGUUGUGGUUAUCGGCGCCACCGGCUCUCAGGGCGGGUCCGUUAUAGAAGAGCUCCUUCAACACCCUGAUCUCUACCAUAUCAGGGGGUUAACCAGGGAUCCCGCCAAGCCCGCCGCACAAGCACUCGCAGCACGCGGCGUUGAAGUCCAGUACGCAGACUUGGACGACGGCAGAGAGGCCCUCGCCACAGCCUUUACCGGUGCACACGUUAUCUAUGCACUGACGGACUUCUGGCAGAAGCAGUCAGCCUCUGCUGAAAUUGAGCAGGGCAAAGCCAUCGCUGAUGCUGCAGCCGCAACUGCAACACUGCAGCACUUUAUAUGGAGCGCAUUGCCAGACCCGGUUGCGUUGUCAGGGGGUCAAUUUCUGAAUGUACACCACUGGAAAAGCAAGAGCUUGAUUACUGAGUAUAUUCGGACCAGUAAACCAGAACUGUGGGCAAAGACCACGACCGUGCUGUUUCCUAAUUAUUUUGAGAACUGUUUGACCUAUCCCGACCGGUAUCUGCCCACCAAGGAUGAGUCUGGGACCUACACUCUCAAAUUCCCCCACAGCCCUGCUACAGUGCUGCCGAACGUUGCCAUUUCCGAUACGGGGAAGCUGGUCCACAUAGUCCUCCAAGCCGGCGCAGUAUACUUCACAAAGACAAUUGUAUUCUGGGCCCAAGGCCUGUCCGAGGCCAACAAACUGGCUGAAUUGGGACAGCACUACAAUGUCCCGACUCGCUAUGUCCCAGUGAGCGCCGCCGAAUUCCAGGAGAUCCUUAUGACCCAUAGCGGCUUGUCAGACGAUAUUGCACUAGACUUCACCGAGCAACUGAUGAUCUUCGAAAAGUGCGGAAACGUCUACGCAAGUGAUGAAUUUGUCCAGGCAAGAGACAUUCCUGGUCUAAAGCUUCAGACUUGGUCUGAGUUUAUUCGCCAGCAUAGAUUGCUGAAGGAGGCGUAACUGGAAUGUAGCGCAUAGGGCUGGAUGUCCCGUUGGGGAAAUUAUGCCAAGACGGAAGUCCGAGAAGUUGCGAUUACUCAGCGGGGGCUAACCACCCACUUAUAGUCAAUCAUUGUAGCUGUUAUCGAAAUUAGUUUUUGC
This is a messenger RNA of Aspergillus versicolor CBS 583.65, 1127 nucleotides long. Its product is annotated as NmrA/HSCARG family protein. Bases 24 to 986 code for a protein of 320 amino acids. The transcript has 5 exons. The record is from RefSeq and is a predicted model, not a curated record. NCBI's taxonomy places the organism in Eukaryota, Fungi, Ascomycota, Eurotiomycetes, Eurotiales, Aspergillaceae.